AUGGCUCUGCUGAAAAUGCUGUCAAAAAAUGGAGGAGGGGGUGUCUUUAUCAGAUAUGUUGAUGGAAGCUUUACAUCGAAGUCCAUCGCAACUGGAUAUCUCUCCAUCAACUUCAGAGCUGAGGCAUGUGCACUACCUGAAGCAGCUAAAGUACUAAACUUACAAGACAAACGGUCUCCCAACACCGUUUUCCUUACAGACUGCAGAUCUCUACUACAGAGCCUCCAGACACAUUGUGGUGAACAUAUCCUGUUGAAUAUCAGGAGGGAACUUCAAGAUAUGUCAAAAAGAACAGACAUAAUCCUUCAAUGGAUACCAUCCCACUGUUGCGUGCCAGGCAAUGAAGAAGCAGACAUGCUCUCAAAAACAGGAAGCAAACUUCAGCAGGUAUCUCAACCCACAUCAUACUCGGAGGUGAACACUAUCAUAAAAAACCGCUUUAAUACCAACUGGAAGAUACGGAUGGAAGUGGAAAAAGAGGAUAACCUUGAGUCACUGGGCAGAACACAGCAAGUAACCAUCUUUAGAAUGAGGACUGGCCACUGUGUCCUUCUCUCCCACCUCUAUAGACUCAGACUUGCCCAUACUGAUGAAUGUCCCCGUGGUACAGAUGCCCAAACGCCUGAACACAUUCUUCAGUCCUGUCCAUCAUAUAGCACCCUGAGACAAGAAACCUGGCCGUAUCCGGUGGGUCUGAAAGAGAAACUUUGGGGACCGACAUCGUCCCUUCGACGGACAGCGGACUUCCUGGUGAGAACAGGACUGGAAGUCUGA
This is a messenger RNA of Gigantopelta aegis, 774 nucleotides long. RefSeq lists its product as uncharacterized. NCBI's taxonomy places the organism in Eukaryota, Metazoa, Mollusca, Gastropoda, Neomphalida, Peltospiridae. Gene Ontology annotation, molecular function: RNA-DNA hybrid ribonuclease activity; nucleic acid binding. The record is from RefSeq and is a predicted model, not a curated record. The transcript has a single exon. The coding region runs from base 1 to 774 and encodes 257 amino acids.